Cyclopterus lumpus (lumpfish) is the source of this 4816-nucleotide messenger RNA. RefSeq names its product v-ets avian erythroblastosis virus E26 oncogene homolog 1 (gene ets1). The record is from RefSeq and is a predicted model, not a curated record. Lineage: Eukaryota; Metazoa; Chordata; Actinopteri; Perciformes; Cyclopteridae. The coding region runs from base 134 to 1591 and encodes 485 amino acids. Gene Ontology annotation, biological process: cell differentiation; regulation of transcription by RNA polymerase II. The transcript has 9 exons. Gene Ontology annotation, cellular component: nucleus. Gene Ontology annotation, molecular function: DNA-binding transcription factor activity, RNA polymerase II-specific; sequence-specific DNA binding.
AGUGCCACACACACACACACUUGCACGCAAAGUGUAAACAGCCUGUGAUAGAUAGGUCGCUUCACCCUGCCCCGUCUGUUUGCAGUGUUGAUCCCUUCAGCAGGCCCUGCUUCUCCUGUCCGCAGCGACCGUGAUGAGUUACUACAUGGAUCCAGUUUCUUCCUACCCGGCUCUUCACCCCUGUGACCGUCUGGGCGCAAUGAGGCACGGUGGAGGGGUGGCAUUGGGACCUCAGACCCUCCUCCCAGGUGUGGUUCACCCCCAGCAGCAGUACUACCCAUCACAGCCCCUUUACUUCCAGGACAUACCCCUGCAGGAGGUGCCCAACGGACACGACCUUUGCCCUACAGAUCCCGAGUGUGGAGACGUCCCCCUGCUGACUCCAGGAAGUAAAGAGAUGAUGUCACAGGCCCUGAAGGCCACCUUCAGCGGCUUCACUAAGGAACAGCAGCGGCUGGGUAUUCCCAAAGAUCCCAGACAGUGGACGGAAAACCACGUGGCCGCGUGGCUGACGUGGACGGUGAACGAGUUCAGUCUGAAGAACGUCGACUUUGACAAGUUCUGCAUGAACGGGGCCAACCUGUGUGCGAUGGGGAAGGAGCGUUUCCUGGACUUGGCACCGGACUUCGUGGGCGACAUCCUUUGGGAACAUCUAGAAAUGCUUCAGAAAGAGGAUGCAAAGCAUUACCCCAUCAAUGGACUGACCUCCAACUUCCAGGAAUCCCGUUAUACCUCAGACUACUUUGUCAGCUACGGUGUUGAGCAUGCUCAAUGUGUCCCUCCUUCUGAAUACUCAGAGCCCGGCUUCAUCACGGAGUCCUACCAGACACUCCAUCCCAUCAGCUCGGAGGAACUGCUGACGCUCAAGUACGAGAGUGAAUACCCCGCUGUCAUCCUCCGGGACACGCCCCUCAACCCGCUGCAAGGGGACUACUUCACCGUCAAGCAGGAGGUGGUGUCCCCCGACAACAUGUGCGUGGGACGCCUUAGCAGAGGUAAGCUCGGUGGCCAGGACUCCUUCGAGAGCAUCGAGAGCUUCGAGAGCUGCGACCGAUUGACCCAGUCGUGGAGCAGCCAGUCCUCGUUCAGCAGCCUGCAGCGGGUACCGUCGUACGACAGCUUCGACUCGGAAGACUACCCCACCGCCUUGCACAGCCACAAGCCCAAGGGCACUUUCAAAGACUAUGUGAGGGAGCGCUCAGACCUCAGCAAGGAUAAACCCGUCAUCCCAGCGGCAGCACUGGCAGGCUACACCGGCAGCGGCCCCAUCCAGCUGUGGCAGUUUCUCCUGGAGCUUCUGACCGACAAGUCUUGCCAGUCCUUCAUCAGCUGGACAGGCGACGGCUGGGAGUUCAAGCUUUCUGACCCAGAUGAGGUUGCUCGGAGGUGGGGCAAGAGGAAAAACAAGCCCAAGAUGAACUACGAGAAGCUGAGCCGUGGACUACGCUACUACUACGACAAGAACAUCAUCCACAAGACAUCGGGGAAGCGCUACGUGUACCGCUUUGUCUGUGACUUAAAAAGCCUGCUGGGCUACACUCCCGAGGAGCUCCAUGCGAUGUUGGACGUAAAGCCCGAUACGGACGAGUGAGAGCGAAGACGGAACGGGGACGCGAAGACGAAGGUUUAGCAGACACGUGGACUGUGGGGGGGGGGGGCUCAUGAAGUGGUCUUAACUAUUUUGAUAGUCGGGUAAACCGUUUUUUCUUUUUCUUUUUCUUUUUGAGGACCAAAAAAAAAAAAAUGUUUUUAAUGACUUAACUGUGGUCUUUAUCAACUUCAAGUUUCUGUCUCUCAGACCGUGUUUAAAAAAAAAAAAAAAAAAAAAAAAAAAUAAGGCACAAAGCCAAAAAGCCUGUAUUCAUACCCUGUUGCAUCGGAGAUGUCUGUGCGCGCGUGUGUGUGUGUGUGUGUGUGUGUGUGUGUGUGUGUGUGAGCGCGUGCGAGUGUAUGGUUAUGUACCUGUAUUAUUUAGCAGCUCAAAGCAGAUGGCGCACUAUCGGGUAGAGUUCAGGUUGCGUUCGGCCUCAGUAGCACAGCGGGGAGACGGGACGACCGAGACAGAAACCCCCGAGAUAACUGAGAGAGAAAAUAAUAAGAUUCAUUUCAUUGUCAGGGGGGGGGGGGGGGGGGGAGAGAGAGCUGGCAGAAGGUUCCCGCGAAGAAAGGGAGAGAGAGAGAGAGAGAGAAAGAAGGGUUGCCAAAAAAAAUAAAAAAGUAAAAACCAAACUAAGGAAGGUAUAAUGACUUGUAUACAUACAUGCUCAAGUGUCUCUCAUUGGCAAAAGAAAAUAUUCAGCUUGGACCAAAAAGUGUUGUUUUUUUAAUUUGUUUGUUUGAGGAGCGCCAGUAUUAUAUUAUUGAUGUCACCCGAUGUAAACCUACCGGGCUCAUAUCGGAGUAUUUUUCUUGCGUCGUCAACGGCGGUACCGCAGUGGAACCAAAACAUUUGAUGCCGAGUAUCAUCCGUUGGGCUCUCCAGGGAGCCUUUUGAACUGUGUGCUGAUUUGUGAUCAGGCAACACGACGGACACCCUGUGCUUUUCGGAGGGUUUGAGGACACGGUGAGAUUACUCAUACCGAGAGCUUUCGAUAGACAGACGACUGAAAGUAGCCGUUGCUUUUGAAACUGACGCGUUCACCUUUUUAUUUUAUUUUAUUUUGUACUUACGUGUAAAACACCUUGUUCGAGACACAUAUUGUGAAACUUGUGCUUUUUUUUUUUUUUUUUUUGCAUAUACCACCAGUAUUAGCAAACUGUAGACAAUCCACGUGGGGGAAUUCAGGAGUCUUUGGUAAGAAGAGUUGUUUUUAAUGUGCAGAUUAGAUGCAUAAUUUGUCGGUUCACUGUCCGUGUUGCUUUAGACGUGUUUGAAUACUCUCCUGUCUGUCUGCCUGUCUGUCUGUCUGUACAUUACAAUCACAUAUGAAAUAGUUGAGGGAUUGAUUUUACACAAAACAAUUCCUGAGUAUCAGAAUUUCUUUUUCUUCUUUUCUUCUCCUAUGCCGUACAUUUUGGGUCACGCAGCUGCAGUAUGCAAGUGUGGAGGUACAGUGUAGGAAAAAAAGGGACAGGCAAUAGAUAGAUAAAAAAAAAAAAAGAAUGAAGGUUGAUCAGAGAGAGACGGAAGUUUGGUGAGAAAGAUGAAGGCGUGGACACUGCAGGUGUGAUUAAGAAAGACUUGAAGUGAGGCAGGUUGGAGCUGCGUGGUUAAAAAACUCAUUGCAAAUAGAGGCAUGUAAGACUAGUGGCAGACAUUUGUAUUUCAUUUUUUUGUGAGUGUUUGGUGUUUUACUCGCCUAUGAGCCAACCAAUAUUCAGUUCAUAGUGAGUAACUCGUGUCCGGUUCCACCCAUACCUGUGCAGCUGCCCUGGUUGCAUUGAACCAAAUUGGCAGCGGUUUCCUUUUUUUUUUUUCGUGGGAAAACGGUGGCUGCACACCGGCCUUAUGGGAAAUGCCCAAAAGUGGAAUAUCGUUUUUUUUUUUUUAGUUUUUUUUUUAGGAAUACAAUGUUAUUGUUUACAGUGGCUGAAUGUGUACCCAUUUCGGUUGAAAAUAACUUUUUAAAUGUCUAUUUGUACAGAUUGUAUUUCAUAACGCUUUUAUUGAGACCCAGAGUACACAAAUAAACAGAGAGACAAAGCAGGAAUAAUAACCAAAACCCUUGUGAGGUCUUUGGCCGCUGUGCUUCGCGUACCGUACGUCCACAAUGUCAGAAGAUGGGUGGGUGGGUGGAUCCGAACUUUCUCACACUUUUUAUUUUGGAAAGCGUUUUGAUUUGAUUUUUUGUUGUUGUUAAUGUGUUGGAAAGCACGCAAGAGAAAUGCCUUCGCUGGUCCGGGUCCCCCCCCCCCACCACCACCAACACUGAGUGAAGAGGUGCUGAAUAUGUCCAUUAUGUUUGAUUGGUAACGGACUUCCUCAAGCACUGACUCACAAACCCAUCGCCCAUGCUCGUCAUUAGAGAAACGAAUUAGUAAUAGGCUGCACAGGACUUUCAUUCUGCUCCGCAUGUUGAUGUCAAGGUUUCCAAAACACUGUUAUCUUUGUUUUGUUCAGGUUAUUUUUUUCUGUCAAUGUUUUAUAUUAGAGAGGUUGUAAUGGUUGUCAAUGCCGCCCCCCCUCCACACACACACACACACACACACACACAAGGUCAUAACAUCUGUAUGUCUGGCGUCCCAAGAUUAAUGUGCUAAAAGACAACAUUCUGUUAUCGAAAAUGUAGGUAUUUUAAAAUGUUAUUUUGUCAGGAAAAUAUUCUAUUGUUCAAUGUCACAGAUUACAAUCUACUGCAGGUCUUAUGUAUUAAUGAACUUUAGUCAGGCUGGUGUGUGUGUGUGUACACACACACACACACCGGUAGUUUGUUACAUAUGCAUAUCUCAGAAUGGAUUUAGAAGGAAAACUUUUUGUUUGUUUUUUGGAUGUGUUUUUUUUUUUUUCUUUCUUUUUGUAUAUUUUAUAGUGUCUCUGUAUUUUUGUUAUGAGAUCAUUUUUAUUGUAUUUAGUUCACAAACAUUUGAAUAUUUUUCAAUAAUUUAUAUUUUAUAAAAAGACAAGAGAUGCAGACAGCUGGUGCUUUCAUGGGAAUAUAAAGGUAGCGCAGGACAAAAUAAUGUAGCGACUUGUUUUUGUUUCGUAUUCUUCUUUUCUUUUUUUUUUAUAUAGAAAAUAGACCUGUCUGCUAGAGAAAAACGGCUGAUGCUGGCCCAUCAAUGAUUUCUGCUGGAAAGGUUUUAUAAACUGUAGCUUCUAUUUCUAAAAUGUACUUAAUGUACUUCAAAAUGUUAUAAAAUAUAUGUGAACAAAGAU